AUGAGUGGAGGCAUGAAGAGAUCCGCAUCGGUCAAGGUGCAGAAGGAUGUGAUCAUCCCCCAGAGGUUGUUGUCGGUCUCAAGGAGAGGUGACGACUUCCCAUCAUUCUCGAACACGCCUCAUAUUCGCCACCGAAGACAGCCUUCUCGCAUACAUAAUGGCUUCCUGCCUAGUGGGUCUCACCAUCGACAGCAUGAGGAUCAAAACCAAGACCAGGACACGUAUGGACCAGUCCAGCAGGUCCUCGAUGAAUACAGGCGACGGUCAUUCCUGCCACCCUCGGACAAGAGGGUGUCAUGGCAAGAGACUCAAGCAUCAGGGCGGCCGAGGAAAACCAGUGACCCGGUGACGAAUCACGACAGACGUUCUGUCCACCAAUCCGUCUACCUGGAAAAGGCCGCAGACAAGGACGUCGAAGCUGGACUGCCACACCCGAACGACACAGAGGCCUUCCCUGAGUUCGACUCAAAGCCUAUACCUCAGCAUAGGUUCCCGCUUCAGGAUCGCUCUUCCGAUGCUAUAUCUUCUGUCUGGGGCGACGAGGAUUCCUCAACAUACAGCCCACAGGACGUGCCCAGGCGCAAUAAUACUGUACGGAGGGUCGUGGAUGCUGUAGUACCGGACAAGGUACAAGAGACAGCACGAAAUGUCAUCGGUCGAGCACGCCGAAGUUCAAUAGCUGAGGCAUAUGAAAAGGCCAAGGCCAGAGGUAUCGAGCUGCAACGGAAGCGGUGGGUGGAGGUUCUCUUCGAAAUCACUAUCUACACGAUAUUGAUCUGCUUCAUCUAUUUCGUGUUGAUCGGCAUGCCUCUCUGGAAGGGAGCAGUGUAUUGGAUGUAUUGGUUAAUAUCGACAAAAUUUGUCGUCGCUGGGGGAUGGUCCAUCACCAUCGCUAUUGCAGCAUUUUACUCGUUUGCUCCUCUCCUCAUCUUUUUCGAAAGGGAGCCACCAGUCCUCGAACUUCCGGAUGAUUUUGACCGGACCGCCUUGCCUGGCGUCGCUAACACGGCCCUUCUCAUUCCCUGUUACAAGUCUGCGGGCCUGAUAGGGGCCACCCUCACCGCAGCCCUGAAAGUCUUCCCACCUUCACAUAUCUUCGUCAUCGCCAACGGCAACUCCGAGACACCUCUCGACAACACUGAGGAGGUCUGCAUUCCCUAUGGUGUCAAUCACAUCUGGUCUCCUGUCGGCUCCAAGAUUGUGGCCCAGUUCGUGGGAUGCUACGCCGCCAAGGGCUUCAAGAACGUCCUGCUCAUCGACGACGACUGCGCGCUACCGCCAAACUUCCCCAUCGUGUCCGAGCGCCUCACAGAAAAGGUACGGUCGAUCGGCUACACCAUCAAGAGUGUCGGGCCGAAUUCUUCCAAGGGCACAUACUGCCAACAGGCCCAGGACCUAGAGUACAAGAUCUCGGGUCUUCAGCGCGCCCUGGCCGGCAAGAUGGGCAGCGCGACCUUCCCGCACGGCGCGAUCUCGCUCUGGGAUCGCAAGUUCCUCAUCAAGACGUUCCACGACCACCCUGGGUUCUCCGUCUCCGAAGACUGGUUCUUUGGCCACAGCUGCCGCCGACUUGGCGGUAGGAUCAAGAUGUGCACAUCCGUCUUCGUCGAGACUGAGACCCCGCCGGCUGUGUUCUUCAGCAGCGGUGGCAGCCGCGGCGGGUUUGGCGAGAUGACUGUCUUCAAACAGCGGUUCAUGCGAUGGAAUUUCUUCUUCGUCAACGGCAUGUACUACAACAUGCACUACAUCCUCACGAGCUGGAAGCUCGGCUGGUGGGAGAUUGGCGCCAAGAUCUUUGUUUUCCAAGAGGUCUACGAGACGCUGUUGUACCUCUUCACUCCUUUCAUCCUGCCCAUUUCCUUCCUUGUCGCACCCGCGUUCUGCGGGUAUCUGCUUGCCGGCACUGUGGUGCUCUACCUCGCGAACGUGGUCAUUUUCAACGAAGUUCAUCUCCGAAUGAGGAACGAGCGCAUCGGUUGGGACGUGCUGUUGCUAUACUACAUGCCCUACAAACUCGUCCUGACACUGGUCAACGUCGCCAGUUGCUACUGGAGUCUGUACAAGUACGCGCGCUACUUCGCAAAGAGGCACCCCAAGGUCAUUGAGGACGAGAAAGCCGUUGAGGUUGUCCUUCGCCUGGAGGAGACGACCCCUGUCACGAACCAAAACGCCAUCUACGAGGACGAGGUGGAAGGCGGGAGGCGCAUGAGUGUCGCUGUCGUAGGCGCCCAGACGAACGCGAGGGCGAGCAAGAGGGUGAGCGCUCGGUUUUCAUACAUCAGCGGCAGCGGCGAAGACACCAUCUCCUUCAGCAGCCCGUACAGCCCGAGCACGAGCGCUACUUCGCCUCUACCCACGCCCCCAAGCCCAAUCUCCCCUGCACCCUCGUCCCGCAACCCAUUUGAGCCCCUUUCGCCGGGGUAUGGGCCCAGUAAGAGGGCUUCGCACGGUCCUUACCUGGUCCCGUCGUCUGCGUCGGGCGCGACGAGCCCUUACGGCCGACACUCACCCACCCUCGGCUACCACGGCUCGCCUGUGCCCAGCCCCGGCAGCUCUGACGGCCACCGGAGCCCGGCGCCGCCGCCCGAUGCGAUGAUGCAGCCGCCUCAGAUGGUUCACGUCUCUGGUGCCAAGACGGUCCAAUUCGAUACGUCGCUGAAUGAGAAGGCCGGGCCCAGCUCGAUCUACGCGAGGCGACGGAACAGUAGUAUAUCCCAGAAUAUGAUAUAG
Diaporthe amygdali is the source of this 2730-nucleotide messenger RNA. RefSeq lists its product as uncharacterized. The coding region runs from base 1 to 2730 and encodes 909 amino acids. Lineage: Eukaryota; Fungi; Ascomycota; Sordariomycetes; Diaporthales; Diaporthaceae. The record is from RefSeq and is a predicted model, not a curated record. The transcript has a single exon.